AUGCUGCACGCUUGUCGAGCCAAAGUAUCAAGACACGAGUUCUGGCACACCGGACGCCUACACUCAGCAACGCGGGCCAGCACAGACACUCGGGCAGGCAAAGCCGGUCGGGAUUCCGAACCGGUGAAGCGGAAAUGCCCGAAGGGAUCCCGACUGGGUCCGCCGAGUGCCGGUUCUCGAAACAUGUUCGCAGGCGCCACAGUUGUGUAUCGCAAGGGACCUUAUCUUCCGUGGGCACAUGGGGCCUUGUUGCCCUAUCACGGUGGCACGCCGAGUGACAGCUGGGGUGGACCCAUGAUCUCACCCGCUCUUACCGCACUGCUCAGGGACGUGUCAGCGUAG
This is a messenger RNA of Penicillium brevicompactum, 342 nucleotides long. RefSeq lists its product as uncharacterized. Lineage: Eukaryota; Fungi; Ascomycota; Eurotiomycetes; Eurotiales; Aspergillaceae. Bases 1 to 342 code for a protein of 113 amino acids. The transcript is spliced from 2 exons. The record is from RefSeq and is a predicted model, not a curated record.